Molecule: messenger RNA, 990 nt
Organism: Ylistrum balloti
Lineage: Eukaryota; Metazoa; Mollusca; Bivalvia; Pectinida; Pectinidae
Exons: 4
Coding region: 68-946 (292 amino acids)
Source: RefSeq, a predicted model, not a curated record
UGUGCUUCUGUUGUAAUAAGUUAUGAAGUUCAUUCAUUUGUUUGUCUGCCUUUAAAAGACCACCAUCAUGACACUGUACAUGCCACCAAUUGCCCGAAAGAAGAGGGUUUCAGGGCGUUAUAAUCCUGAUUCUUUCCGAGUUAUAAGUGGAGAUGCUGAGGAAUUGCAUCCGAAGUUUACAACUACAUCAUCAGAUACUACGUCUGACUUUAGAAGAGAAACACCAGCCGGCGGAUUGACGCUUCCAAACAUUUAUAACAGACAAACUGAUGUGUUGCCGCGGUCUGUUCCUGAUUACAGGGUAAAUAGACCACAUCCAGGCAGUUGUGGAUUUUUAAGACACAAUGUUAGAGUUUUAAAUGAACCUGUAUGUAGUGUAUACACAGCCUCAUCACAUGAUGAGCAGAAUCUAUGGUGGCCUUCUAGGACAUCAAAUGAACCUCUGGAUGUACCUCCUAUAACUAAGGACACUGUGUACAGAGGAGACUUCAUGCAGGAUGGUGACAGAGUACAAAGCAGUGGUUCAACGAGGCAUAGUGCAAAUGUUCACAGAGAACCAGCCCUGGGAACAGUACCUGUGAACUUUUUACCAGCCAGAGAUCAAAAUAAACGGUUUUUCAAAGAGAAGAUCUCAUAUGAGCAUCAAUAUAAUAGUCGCCUGGAUCCAAACUAUCCUAUCAGGGCUAAGCGUCAUGGCAGUUUCGUCUGGGAGCAGAUGUCAAAUGCUGAAUCACAGCAGAUGAUAGAUGAGCAGACUUCGCUGGACCUGGAGGAACAGAGGGCUCCGUCCCAUUCUCAUCCACGACCCAUCAGUAACACUACCACUUCUUCAGCAGCACCACCCCAACCAAUCCAACAGGAACCCACCCCACCCACUGAAGUUGUGCCUGAAAAGAAAACUGUAACAUUUCAGUCUCCGAUAGACAAAGAAAAUGAAAAAAAAUGAAAUAGGGGUUAUAAAUUAUGUUUAAAACAAAAAUAAAAACAAAA